This is a messenger RNA of Guillardia theta CCMP2712, 981 nucleotides long. RefSeq lists its product as hypothetical. The record is from RefSeq and is a predicted model, not a curated record. Bases 1 to 981 code for a protein of 326 amino acids. NCBI's taxonomy places the organism in Eukaryota, Cryptophyceae, Pyrenomonadales, Geminigeraceae. The transcript is spliced from 2 exons.
AUGGAAGCAAACGCAAAGAGAGCGAAGAAGAGAUCGCCAACACGAAGAAGUACAUGCGAGCAUGGACGGCAGCGAUCGAAAUGCAAGGGAUGCGGGGGCGGCAGCAUAUGCGAGCACGGGCGGGUCCGAUCGGUCUGCAAGGAGUGCGGGGGCAGCAGCAUAUGCGAGCACGGGCGGGUCAGAUCGGUCUGCAAGGGAUGCGGGGGCAGGAGCAUAUGCGAGCACGGGCGGGAGCGAUCGAAAUGCAAGGGAUGCGGGGGCAGGAGCAUAUGCGAGCACGGGCGGCAGCGAUCGGGAUGCAAGCGCUGCGGGGGCAGCAGCAUAUGUGAGCACGGGCGGGAGCGAUCGAGAUGCAAGGAGUGCGGGGGCAGCAGCAUAUGCGAGCACGGGCGGGAGCGAUCGAGAUGCAAGGAGUGCGGGGGCAGGAGCAUAUGCGAGCAUGGGCGGCAGCGAUCGCAAUGCAAGGGAUGCGGGGGCAGCAGCAUAUGCGAGCACGGGCGGGUGAGAUCGGGAUGCAAGGGAUGCGGGGGCCGCAGCAUAUGCGAGCACGGGCGAGUGAGAUCGGGAUGCAAGGACUGCGGGGGCAGCAGCAUAUGCGAGCACGGGCGGCGGCGAUCGGGAUGCAAGGACUGCGGGGGCAGGAGCAUAUGCGAGCACGGGCGGCAGCGAUCGAGAUGCAAGGGCUGCGGGGGCAGCAGCAUAUGCCAGCACGGGCGGGUGAGAUCGCAAUGCAAGGGAUGCGGGGGCAGGAGCAUAUGCGAGCACGGGCGGCAGCGAUCGGUCUGCAAGGGAUGCGGGGGGGGCAGCAUAUGCGAGCACGGGCGGGUCCGAUCGGUCUGCAAGGGCUGCGGGGGGAGCAGCAUAUGCGAGCACGGGCGGGUGAGAUCGGUAUGCAAGGAAUGCAGGGGAGGGAGCAUAUGCGAGCACGGGCGGGAUGACUGGCUUGCAGGGAUGGCAUGGUCGCGCUGGGCAAGGAGGUAA